Molecule: messenger RNA, 3755 nt
Organism: Ostrea edulis (European flat oyster)
Lineage: Eukaryota; Metazoa; Mollusca; Bivalvia; Ostreida; Ostreidae
Product: coenzyme Q-binding protein COQ10 homolog B, mitochondrial-like
Exons: 5
Coding region: 24-731 (235 amino acids)
Biological process (GO): cellular respiration; ubiquinone biosynthetic process
Cellular component (GO): mitochondrion
Molecular function (GO): ubiquinone binding
Source: RefSeq, a predicted model, not a curated record
UAAAUUUUCAGGUCAAGGUCACCAUGGCGGCUAUACGGACUGUUAGCCGACGAUGCAAUGGUUUAUUUCGUUGUGUACCAAAAAUUACAAAUGAAAGUGUAUCAAAUUGGUUCUUGUAUGAAAGCAAAUGUUCAUAUCUACAUGAGCAUCACUUCAAACCAUGUCAAUUAUCCCAUAGGACACAGAGUUAUCGUUAUUUAUUUCAACUACCCAAAAUAAAGAAUCCUCUUGGAAAGGGAAAAAGACAGGAAUAUUCAGAGCGACGAAUACUAGGAUACAGCAUGGACCAGAUGUACUCGGUUGUAUCGGAGGUCCAGCAUUAUAAGGAGUUUGUUCCAUGGUGUAAAGAAUCCAUAAAAUACGGGGAAAGACCAGGGCACUGCCUGUGUAAAUUAGAGGUGGGCUUCCCCCCUCUGGUAGAACGAUACACGUCAAUAGUGACAUUAGCAAAACCAAAUCUAGUGAGGUCUGAGUGCACUGAUGGGAAGUUAUUCAACCAUAUGCUGACUGUAUGGAGAUUUCGACCUGGGCUGCCGGACCAUCCCAACACUUGUAUUCUAGACUUCUCCGUAUCCUUUGAAUUUCGAUAUGCUAUACACUCCCAACUGUCCCAGGUAUUCUUUGAUGAAAUCAUCAAGACAAUGGUGAAUGCUUUUCUGAAGAGAGCCAAGGAAAUAUAUGGACCAGAGACAAUUAAAAACAAGCAACUCAAAGUGACCAUGUCUAGUUGAUGAAGGCUUUACUUAGGCCUAAAUUUGUUAAUAGCCUGUGAAACCUUGUUAAAAAUUGUUUUAUGACUGCAUGUUGCCAUGAUUUUAAUUCAAGAUAGUGCUUGAUUUCAACUACAAACACCAGGAUUAUCUGUAAUAUUACAGGUGUGAUUGAGGAUUAUCUGUAAUAUUACAGGUGUGAUAGAGGAUUAUCUAGUGUGAUUGAGGAUUAUCUGUAAUAUUACAGGUGUGAUCGAGGAUUAUCUGUAAUAUUACAGGUGUGAUCAAGGAUUAUCUGUAAUAUUACAGGUGUGAUCGAGGAUUAUCUGUAAUAUUACAGGUGUGAUUGAGGAUUAUCUGUAAUAUUACAGGUGUGAUUGAGGAUUAUCUGUAAUAUUACAGGUGUGAUUGAGGAUUAUCUGUAAUAUUACAGGUGUGAUAGAUGAUAUUUCACUCCCAGUGCCAUUACCAGGAAAACAACUCUCUACAGAUAUGAAGAAGUGUUACAAAGGACUGAAUGUAAUUUGGUUUUAAAAAUAAGUAGUUGUUAGCAAAAUGCUCUUUUAUCGCAAUUCACCUUUGAAUUAGAACGCUUUACCCGAUAUAGUAUUGCGUUGUGUGACGACACAAUUGAAUGAGACGAUUGAACAAUUUGAAUGACAUGUUUGAUGUAAUACAACAAGAUUUUUCAUUGGCCGAUUACAGCCCGCCCACUUUCUCUAGCGGAUUCAGUGUAGCUGGAGAACUGUACAUAUCCACGUCUUAUAAAAGCCUUCGAUUUACGGGUCACAAAAAGCUGCGGACGGUUGAGGCCUGAAAUCGGUGUAUUCUUGUGUUGCUGUCUCAUAAACUCAAUAUAAAAAAAUCUUAACAUAUUUUCCUACUAUACUUGCGUCCAAACAUACCUUCAAAUAUUCAUUAAAGCCACACACCACCCGAAAACUCGCAGCUUCAAAUGAUUUCGUUUGUUGACGUAGCCAUGUUAGGUAGCCGGUCAAUUCGAACUCUUGCUAUUGGUAUCUAUUCAUAAAAUCGGUUGUAAGUUAUGUAUUCGCUCUUCAUUUAUUAUCAACACGAAUAAUUAAUAGAAAUUAAAACAUUUUUGUAUCAGAUUUUGUAAGUAGGUAAAAUAAGCUCUAGAUGAACGAAAAUGCUACAUAAGCCCAUUAGAUGGAGAUCGGCCGGCGCGGCCGCUCAUGACUGAAAGCCGCACUGCCGUGAGUUUAGCUUUUUGAAUAAUUAUCAUUUAAUAGGACUGGGGUGGUAUAUUAUUUAAACAAUUUAGCUAAAAUAUUUGUGGGGAAUUAGUACACAUCUAGACGCUAUUGUGCCAAUAUGGCAAUGAACCGGGAUUCGAAUUGACUGGCUACCUAACAUGGCUACGUCUACGAACGAAAUCAUCAAAAGCUGUGAUCGAGUUUUUGGGUCAUAUGGGGCUUUAAUAAAUAUUUGAAGGUAUGUUUGGACACAAGUAUAGUAGGAAAAUAUGUUAGGAAUUUUUUUAUAUUAAAUUUAUGAGACAACAACACAAGAAUAAAACUUUUUCUCAUUCUUCCUUUGAAGUUUUUAUCCAUCUAGCAUCGGACCGUCAUGUUUUCAAAUGCUGACUACUCCCGUAUAAGGGAAUUUGGGCGGACUUAUACAUAUGGACCAAUGAGAGUUUCUGUUGCAUUUCGCAAUUGUAUUACAAACAUAUUCAAUUGUGUCGUCACACAACGCAAUACUAUAUCAGCCAAAGCGUUCUAAUUCAAAGGUGAAUUGCGAUAAAAAGCACAUGUAUUGUCUUAAUACUUGAAAUGAAAGCUGAGCAUGAAUAUGAAAGGCAUGCUAAGCUUGUGAUAUCCUGUACAAACAUGUCUAAAAAUCUUUCCUGCUUUCAGAUAAUUUGUAAUUGAUACCUCUACCAGUUUUUGUGCUGAGUGAAUUACUGUUUUCAUUUAAUUGUAUGUCUGUUUAAACUUCCCUGUAAAUGUCAGUAGCAAUUAUUGUGGUGCAUAAAGAGUCUUUCAGUUUUUCUUUAUAAUUUCUUAAUGUCAUACUUUUUAUUUUAGCUCACUAGAGCUGAAAUUAGGUGCGAUUUUUUCUUAUAAAAGUUUGUCCAUAGUCUCUGUUUCAUUUGUUAACAUUUACAAUUUUAACUUCUCAAGAACAGCAUGACGAAUCAGUUCUCACAAAGUUCUUACAUAAUGUUGAUUUAAAGUUCAAAUGAAGGGCCAUGUCUUUUUACAAGGGAGAUAAGUGGGAAUAGGUGAUAGGGUGAUAUUAAAAAGAAUUUCUGCUCAAGAACCACUGAAUCUGAAAAGACAAAAUUUGUAUGAGCCUUAAUGAAGAUUCAAAUUUGUUCAGAUCAUAAGUCCCAAGGCCUGAGUGGGGCGACAGUAGGAGGUCAAAGUUGUACAUGGUAAUGCUUGUACGAAAUCAUCUUUUUAAGAAUAGUCAUUUUGGAGGCUAAGAGGGGUAUAUAAAAGAAAAAAUAUUUAAAUAUAGUCAAACCUUGUUAUCUCAAACUCAAUGGGACUGAGAAAAAACCUAGAGAUAUCCGAGGAUUCGAGGGUAAAAUUUUAUGAAAGAAUAAGUGGUUGGGACUGCCGAAUCACUACAAUAUAUCCAUGGGAUUUGAGAUGUUGGUUUGUCUUCGUCUCAAGGAGCACAAGGUGCGGUUUGUCAUAUUGAUAUGCAAGCAUUCACAUGUACUGUAAUGCAAGGUUGUUCACACAGUGCCCUUUGGGUUCAAGGUUCAAGGUGGGGUCACACAAGGGGAUGGGUAAUAAUUGGGUUUUGAUAUUUUACAUAUGAAAAUGUUGUAGCUGAGGUGAGCAAUGUGGCCCACGGGCCUUUUAUUUAUGUGCCGGUAUUGAGUUUUAUUGUCCUUGUCGGAGCAGUGGCAUGGAAGUACCUGCAGAUAAGAAAAUAUUUUGUUACAUUCAUGUUGCAUUUGAGACUGUACUUUACUUGUGAUAAUUCAUCAGAUACAUUUUAUAUCUUUGCAUUGAUGGUUAAGUGAGAGAUCAUUUAAGUUUUACACAUAAAUUCAUGGUUUUAUAC